Colletotrichum godetiae is the source of this 561-nucleotide messenger RNA. RefSeq lists its product as uncharacterized. The record is from RefSeq and is a predicted model, not a curated record. Bases 1 to 561 code for a protein of 186 amino acids. Lineage: Eukaryota; Fungi; Ascomycota; Sordariomycetes; Glomerellales; Glomerellaceae. The transcript has 3 exons.
AUGUCUACCCAAGGUGAUAUGCAUGCCAAUCCCCCUGCUACCGCUACUUCUGUCGGUACCACUUCCGCCCCAGCUUCGUCCGCGCAGAUGGAAGACUCUUCUCAGGUUGGACUGGCUCAGUUCGCAGCCGCCACUGCCAACCUCUUGGGACCGCUGUCCGCCUCUUACCCUCAGGCUGUCGCGAUGAAGCACAUCCGAAAAUCUAUUGGCGAGAACUACGAGAAGAUGAAGGCUCUCCACGACUCUCAAAAGGAGCUCAUGACUCUCAGAGUUAAUCUCGAGAGGGUCAUGAAGCAGCACGCGAAGGCCAAGGAGGACCUUGAAAAGGCAAUAGUCAAGAACAUCGCUGUUUCAAGCACCGCUGUAGUCGCCGCAUUGUCCAAUCAGUUGGUCGACUUCGCGGUUGACGCCGUGAUUGAGACCGAGGAGGCCGAGCAGCGUGGCAGUAUCCAUGGUCAGAAGCUCCUGUUCGGUUACUUGGUUAACGACCUCAACGGGCUCGAGGGCCUUCGAGGCUCGGACAUGCUGUACAAGAAGAAGCACAACAUCCCCGACUACUGA